UAUUAUAAAGGAGAAAAUAUUAAUUCCCUCCUCGCCGUGGGCCGUGACGUCAGCAUAGGAAGUCAUUGUGGAGCAACACCGGAGCGAUUAGCGGCAAAAAGGGGGAGCCUGAUGUCGAGGAGUCAGCCCUGUGUAUAUCUCUCCAUGCGCCUCAACUUUUAACACAAAGUUCAACAUCCAAACAGAAAAAAAACAAAAAGCAACGAGGACGAGGAGCAGCAGAGCCGCACUUUGUUCCACUGAAUGUAACAUUGGACCAUCCAGACUGUGAGCCGCACAAACGUGGAUUUUCUCCUUUAUUUGUUGUUGUUGUUUUUCUUUUCUUUUUUCUCUCUCUCUCUCUUUUCUUUUGGGUUUUCUUCUCAGCUCUUUCCUCCUUUUUUUUUUUUUUUUUAAAUCUUUUUAAAUUUCUCCUCUCUCUCAAGAGUGUAUUUCGUUGUGAUUUGAUUUGAUUUCCCACACUGCGGGAGAAAGCAGCGCGGCCGUUGUUAUGAAGGCUUCACCCGUCCUCUCUUAACAUGGAAGCAUCCAGCGGAGCGAGUUUUGGGAUAGACACUAUUUUAUCCGGCGCCUCCAACUCUGGCGCCCUCAUGAACGGAGACUUCCGGCUCGCCGACGGCCGGACGGCGGAUUUCAGGAGCCAGGCCACCCCGUCGCCAUGCUCGGAGAUAGACACGGUGGGCACGGCCCCGUCGUCCCCCAUCUCGGUCACCAUGGAGCACGGCGGCGAGCCGCAUCUGGUCCCGGACAGCCUUCAGCAUCAGCACCACCUCCAUCAGCAGCAGCACCACCACCACCACCACCACGGCCAGCAGCAGAGCUUACCGCUGUCUCCCCAGCAGCAGCAGCAGCAGCAGCAGCAGGUCGGAGGCGCCGGCUGCGCCCCCAGGACUGCCACCUCCUCGUUUUUAAUCAAAGACAUUCUGGGCGACAGCAAACCGCUGGCGGCCUGCGCACCUUACAGCACCAGCGUCUCGUCGCCGCAUCACACGCCCAAACCGGAAAGUGCCGCGGGACCGGACGUGUUCCGGCCCAAACUGGAGCAGGACGAGAACAGGAGCAAGUUGGACAAAAGGGACGAUAUUCAGAGCGAAAUGAAAUGCAACGGCACUAAAGAAGAAGGCGACCGGGAGAUCUCCAGCAGCAGAGACAGUCCGCCGGUGCGCACGAAAAAGCCCCGCAAAGCCCGGACGGCCUUCACUGACCACCAGCUCAACCAGCUGGAGAGAAGCUUCGAGAGACAGAAAUACCUCAGCGUGCAGGACCGCAUGGACCUGGCGGCGGCUCUCAACCUGACGGACACGCAAGUCAAGACCUGGUACCAAAACAGACGGACGAAGUGGAAGAGGCAGACGGCGGUCGGUCUGGAGCUGCUGGCUGAAGCAGGAAACUACUCGGCCUUACAGAGAAUGUUCCCCUCGCCCUACUUCUACCACCCGAGCCUGCUGGGCACCGUGGACAGCACCACGGCGGCCGCCGCGGCCGCCGCCAUGUACAGCAGCAUGUACCGGACUCCCUCCGCGCCGCACCCCAGCCUGCAGAGACCUCUGGUCCCGCGGGUUCUUAUUCACGGCCUGGGGCCGGGGGGCCAGCCGGCGCUGAACCCCCUGCCCGGCACGCCGCAUCCGCGAUAGAAACAACAACGAAAAACGAAAACGAGAAAGAGAACCCGCCAAAAACAGGACGCUGCUUGAACGCGUGAUGUGGGGAAGCGCAAAGGGAGCAUCACUGCAGGACUUUAACCCCCUUCCCCCGCCCGCUCCCCCGCCCACAGAAACAAACACAACAACAAAAACAAAACAACAAAAACAGAACAGAGACAGGUUUAUUAAAGACAUUCUGCAGGAUGGGGCCCACACAGCCGGAGCCCACUCCUCAAGACUCUGCGUCCGGCCCGGACUGCUCGUGUCUGAUUGUUUGUUUGUCUUUUGUACAAAUACACUCACAUUAGCAAAUAAACUUAUAAAGUUUACUAGAUGGAGAAGACGUGAAUGAAUAAAAGACGUAAUGAUACUAA
Xiphophorus couchianus (Monterrey platyfish) is the source of this 2017-nucleotide messenger RNA. It is a transcript of the gene barhl2, whose product is annotated as BarH-like homeobox 2. Gene Ontology annotation, biological process: regulation of DNA-templated transcription. The coding region runs from base 519 to 1634 and encodes 371 amino acids. The transcript has 3 exons. Lineage: Eukaryota; Metazoa; Chordata; Actinopteri; Cyprinodontiformes; Poeciliidae. The record is from RefSeq and is a predicted model, not a curated record. Gene Ontology annotation, molecular function: DNA binding; DNA-binding transcription factor activity, RNA polymerase II-specific.